AAAGUAAAAAAACAAAAACAAACGUACUACACUAUGCGUUUCUACUGCGCAGACUCACGCACCGAGGAAGAGCCAGGGCUCACGUCCCGUACAAGAUUUCACAUUUCCUUAAAAAGCUCUUAGGAGCUCAUCAUCACCGGUAAAGCUGUAUAAGCAUCGGGUUGACGGGAUUGAAGGAAGUGGCGCGUCGUACGGGGAGCUGCCUGAAAUCGCCAUGAGUUACAAACCGAUUGCUCCUGCGCCAUCUGGCUCCAACCACACUCCACCAGGCUCUUCUGUGCCCUCCCCAUCUCUCCCCUCAUCGUCCAGCUUUAGGCCAGCGUUUAGCGACUUCGGCCCACCCUCCAUGGGCUUUGUUCAGCCUGUCAAAGUGUCCCAAGGGUCCACCUACAGUGAACUGCUGUCCGUCAUCGAGGAGAUGAGCCGUGAGAUCAGGCCUACAUACGCUGGGAGCAAGAGCGCUAUGGAAAGGCUAAAGAGAGGUAUAAUCCAUGCCCGUGCAUUGGUGAGGGAGUGUCUUGCGGAGACGGAGAGAAGUGCCCGUACAUAACCUUUUGGGACAAAUCCCUUCACCUGCCACUCUUUCCCCGUAGAAGACCGUCUUCAUCGCGAUCCCCACCAUAUGCUUUACAACCAUUUGUUAUCCUCCCACCUGGUGGUGUCUUUGCUGCCGUUUUGUAGGUGCAUUAUGUCCCUCUUGUGUCUGCUGUUCACUGUAUUUUACCACACCCAUUUUGUUAAUGAUGAAACUUUCUGCGACUUGUGCGGUGUGUGCAAAAUGAAGUUUUUUACCUAUUUCAAAAGAAGACAGUGGGGAAUUUCCGCACAUUUUUAAGUCAAACUAUGGGUAAAAACCUGAGUAAAAUGGUUGGGAUUGUUUAUAUUGUUCUUUGUUCAAUAAUGGCAAUUGACCAAGAAAGUUGGCUUUUUUUAAAAUGAUGAAAUUUGUGCUCAAACCGCACUGAUCCUCCAGUAUAUUUUUUAGUUAAUCUGAACAUCUUGAAUACACCUUUUCCAUUUA
Messenger RNA from Amphiprion ocellaris (clown anemonefish), 1021 nucleotides. It is a transcript of the gene cdk2ap2, whose product is annotated as cyclin-dependent kinase 2 associated protein 2. NCBI's taxonomy places the organism in Eukaryota, Metazoa, Chordata, Actinopteri, Pomacentridae. Bases 215 to 550 code for a protein of 111 amino acids. The transcript is spliced from 5 exons. Gene Ontology annotation, cellular component: microtubule; nucleus; cytoplasm. Gene Ontology annotation, biological process: regulation of microtubule cytoskeleton organization; negative regulation of G1/S transition of mitotic cell cycle. The record is from RefSeq and is a predicted model, not a curated record.